Molecule: messenger RNA, 1059 nt
Organism: Sesamum indicum (sesame)
Lineage: Eukaryota; Viridiplantae; Streptophyta; Magnoliopsida; Lamiales; Pedaliaceae
Product: Late embryogenesis abundant (LEA) hydroxyproline-rich glycoprotein family
Biological process (GO): defense response to other organism
Cellular component (GO): plasma membrane
Source: RefSeq, a predicted model, not a curated record
UCCCCCAGACAACACCUGCUUCUCUCUCUCUCUCUCUCCAUCACUCCUCUCCUCCCCUUCACUGACAGCCAAUAUUCACACCCCAGUCCUCAACCAAACUCCCCAAACAACCAACUCUCUCUCCCCCUAUAUACACCUCCCCGCCCCACAUUCUUCUCAUCUUCAUCCACAAUGGCUGAUCCACGGGUUCAUCCCUCCACCGCCGCUCCCCCUCCUUCUUCUUCUUCCGCUGCAACAUCAUCCGAAAACUCAACACAGCACCCGCGCCCUCCAAACCCGCCGCCUUCGAACCCAGUCCCUCCUCCUGCAACUUACGUCGUCCAGCUACCUAGAGAGCAAAUCUUCCGCUACCCACCUCCGGAGAACACUAGAAAAUUUGAGGCACACACCCGCAGGAAAACCCGCCGGAGUUGCUGCUGGCGCUGCUGCUGCUUUACUUUCUGCCUUCUGUUACUACUUAUCGUAGCCGCUGCGGUGUCCGCCGGAGUGCUCUACCUCGUCUUCCGUUUUAAAUCUCCCAAGUAUGCAGUGACCAACAUCUCUAUAAAGGGGAUGAAUCUGACGUCCGACUCGCCCAUCUCGCCUGGAUUUGACGUCAGCAUCAGAGCAGAGAACCCUAACGGCAAGGUUGGCAUGUACUAUCUGAAGGACAGCGCCGUUGACGUCUUGUUCGACAACGCGAAGCUCAGCGAUGGCGUAUUGCCCGCUUUCUACCAGCCGAGGAAGAACGUGACGGUGCUGGAGACGUCGUUAACGGGGACCAACGUGGCAUUGGAGGCCGCCGUUAGGAGGACGUUAAGGAAUGCGCAGAAACAACGUAAAGUGUCGUUAGUGGUGAACGUGAAAGCACCGGUUAAGAUAAAGGUGGGGUCCGCUAAGACGUGGGAAAUAACCGUUAUGGUCAAAUGCGACGUCGUCGUGGAUGCUUUGAAUGAGAGGGCGAAGAUUGUUUCUAAUGACUGUGAUUAUAGUGUGAGAUUGUGGUAGGUAGGGUAAAUAAUGUACUAUAAAUUCCAUUUAUUAAUUUGGUAUAUUAAAUAUUAUUCAAUUUUUUCAUUA